Molecule: messenger RNA, 2546 nt
Organism: Manduca sexta (tobacco hornworm)
Lineage: Eukaryota; Metazoa; Arthropoda; Insecta; Lepidoptera; Sphingidae
Exons: 2
Coding region: 95-508 (137 amino acids)
Source: RefSeq, a predicted model, not a curated record
ACAGACUGCAGAUUUGAAACUGCACCGCACAAUAGUGUCACGCAUUCAGUCUGCGUCUGACUUGCCGUGGGUGCGUACGCGUUGCUCUGACAAAAUGGCCGACAGUGAAAUAUCAACGCCAGUUAACACAAUAACCCGCGAGAACUUGACCGUGUUGCUUGCAAAUAAUAUAUUGAACAAUUCCGUGGAGUUCUCUGAUAAUGACAUGAUGGAAACCGACUCACCUAUAAGAAAGCCAUGCGUUAAGAUCAUUGGCAAGAAGCUCUUCCAUUCACCUCUCUCCCAAAACUCUGACAGCAUGGAGUUCAACAGAACCAGCAUCGAACGUUCUAGAAGGAUGAGGAAGCGAAAAAUUCUGAUCCCCGACUAUGGAGAAGGUAUCAAAAAGGCGUAUGUGAAGGAGUGCGACAAGGACGGAUAUAGUCCAGAGGCGAGUGUGGGAAUGAGACGACGGGUAUUAAUCAGCCUGUUUCAUAAUAAAGAGUAUUGUAUGGAUGUGGGAUAUUGAUGAAGGAUAUGAAGGCGAGACUUGAAAAAGAAGCUAUUAUGAAUGAUAUCCAAUAAUGAAUGAGCAAAAUGUGGGAAUAUACAAAGUUUAGAUACGAUUUGUCAUUGCGGUUUUUAGGCGCUCUUAACAUAUAUUUUUUUAAAUUCUUUAGCAAUGAUAUAGAAGUUGUUUUAAUAAAAUCUUCCGCAGAUAGGUCAAAUUUAAAAUUAUUUUUUAUAAUAAUAAUAGGUUGUGCGUGAUGUGGGUAAGAAAAUAGUGAGAUUCAUUAAAUCAUCAUUUUUGAAGGAACAGGCGAAUAAUAAAAAAAGAUAUACGAGUUAAUUUCUACUGUUUUAGUAUUACGUUUUCUCAAAAUAUUGUUCUUUAUUGGUGUUUCAAUACAGUAUUUAAUUAAUUUAAAAUCAAAAUCAUUUUGUAUUGUAUUUGUUGAGCGGCCAUUGGUUAAGACAAGAAAACAAUUUAAACCAAAUUAUAGUAUCCAGUGAUACGUAGAUAUUUUUAUAUAGAUUAUAAGUAAAUAAGUAAAUUCUGUAUAAGGUAUAAUAAAAAUAAGAAUUAUAAUUAGACAAGCAAAAAUCCGUAUUUAAACGAUAUUAAAUACGGAUUACGGUGUUUGGAAAUGUGUCAGUAAGGGCGAUUUAUUGAUAGAUAAAAGUUAUCCAUGAAAGCAAUUAUAACCCAACUGGUGGUAGGUCUCUCAUAAUUGAGAGUCCAGCUGUGUGGGUACCAUCGCAAUGUCUAUUUCUGCCGUCAAGUAGCAGUGUUUAGUCGCUGUUGUGUUUUGAUUUGAAGGACAUUGUAGCCAGUGUAACCACUGGAAAUAAUAAGACUUAACACCUCAUGUCAGGAUGGCAAGCGCAGUGGAAUAUCAAACAAUACUUUGUAAUUCAAGGUGUUGGAUGGUAUUUCUAGUGUUUGUGAGCGGUCAUAUCGCUUACCUUCAAGUGAACGGCUAACUCGUCUCGCCAUUCCAAUCAAUAAAAUAAAAAACAACUGAAUAGAGAAGUCAAACCACUGAUCUAUUUCAUUCCCACAACUGUAUUUAUUUGUUUGUGUUGUAUUUUAUCCCAUGAAUACAUCUUACUUAUCAUUGAAUAUUAGCCCUUAUUUGUCUGACAUCAAAAAGGAAUGCAUAUUUUACUGCGAUUUUUUGUCUUCCGAAUAUAAUUAAGAAAUGAAAUUAUUUUUUUAAAUCUAUAGCUUUAAUAUUAUUCAUAAUGACUGAAUUAGCAAUAAUAGUUUUAAGUUUUGUUUUUAAUUAGUUGUGUAUAAUGUGCCAUUCGAAGCGAUAUUACUGUGUAGUUUACAACUCAAAUAUCAAGUUUUAGAAAUUGUAAAUUAAAUAUAUUUAAAAAAUAUUUACUAUGCCGCUGACCAUACUAUUUUAAUAGAAAUUACAUGAAAUAAAAUUAAACUUCAUUUUAUAGGUUUUAUUUAAUUUUUGAGAUAGAUUUGCGAAUUUAAGUUUAUUAAUCUAAAAUCGGUUAACAAAUUAAUCUAUGUUCGAUGCAUUAUAUAAUCUACCAAACUAUAAAAAAUGAAGGUAAAAGUUACUUUGCAUUUUAUAAUUUCAAUUGCAAUCAAAUAUGGGAUGACCACACUGUAUUAUAUGACUAUAUCGCUGGCUUACGAUUACAGGGUUCUAUGUUAAAUUUGUAUCACAAAUUGAAUUAUAUUUAUAUCACAUUAUACUAUGUAUUUUUCAGUAAAAAUAUCCAAUAAUCCCAAAUAUAAAUAAAAAUGGGACCAUGAAUUAUUUUGUCAAAUUUUUAUUUUCUACAUACCCAAGUAAAAAUUAACAUAGAAUUUUGUAAGAGAGAACCGGUGACAUAUAGGUACCCAGAUACCUACAUACUACGAUUCUAAGUGUUAUGGUUCUAUAUUCAUAUUAAGAGUUGAAUGGCCAGUACCAACUCAACAUAUGGUUAAUAUUAAUUGCAAUUAUUGAUAAUGUCUUCCAGGUAUACACUUUUAGUAUUAAGUAUAUUUUAAUUUAAAUAGAUAUAAGAAUGCAAAAAUAAAAUAUUUUUACUAUAAA